Molecule: messenger RNA, 787 nt
Organism: Microdochium trichocladiopsis
Lineage: Eukaryota; Fungi; Ascomycota; Sordariomycetes; Xylariales; Microdochiaceae
Exons: 1
Coding region: 196-756 (186 amino acids)
Source: RefSeq, a predicted model, not a curated record
GAGACGUCCCGCCCCAUAAACAUCGUCACGCCGGCUUCUCCCUAUGUCGGCAGCCUCGCCAUUGAAUGGCCGCGACUGCCCGCUCGACGACAACAUUCCCGACCCCGACGAAGCCGACAACCAUCAACAACCUCGCCAGCCUGGAGACGCCAGUCCGCUUUUUCUGCUCCAACAGCAUUGCCGACGCCAUCGGAGAUGAGGAAGGCCGUGCCCUGUGGCCAUGGCCAGCCGAGGCGCGACGCGAGAACAGUCCGUGUCCACGCGGCAGCAUCACGGACCUGGUGGUUGAGAAAUAGUGGUGACCUCAACUGUCUGCUCCUCGACAUAAACUUCCUCUACGUGCCGAUCAUGCACCGAGUCGGCAAGAUGCCAGCCUCGCCUUUUCCCUGGCCGACCUCGAUCCCCCCCGGAGCCAACCUCCUCGUCGACCGAGCUCGAGUCCCGCCGAGAGGCACGCCGUGCCGCUCGACGACCCGCCCCACGCCGGUGCAACCACGCCACCGAGGACGCAGCUGCUGCGGAAUCGGGCUCGAUCGAGCUGCCCAGACCCAAGGGUCCCAUGUCCAACGCAUACCUGUAUCCGGGAGCCACACAGGGCGGCACUACUGUUACACGAUGGACGACACCAACGCCGCGAGGGAGGCUGUACCGUUACGCCGUCCGCGAUACAUCGACACCAUCGUGAGCGGCAGCAGGAUAUGGAGCAUGCUGCAGCUGCAGCUGCCUCGACCUGGCGCGCAAGGACGUCAGACCUGAACUGUGUGUGUGUGUGUGUGUGUUUUGGGGG